Molecule: messenger RNA, 285 nt
Organism: Lathyrus sativus (Indian pea)
Lineage: Eukaryota; Viridiplantae; Streptophyta; Magnoliopsida; Fabales; Fabaceae
Source: the annotation of a GenBank genome assembly
AUGAACUCGUGCAUUCCUGGAUUUGUUAUACAGUUGGAAACAUUGCCAAUUAUUACAGAGGACGGAACCCAAUUGGAUGACAAAUGGAAAUUUCACCGACUUUUUUGGGUAUUUGAACCGUGUAUCCGUGGUUUUAGUCACUGUAAACCAAUUGUGCAAAUUGACGGAACCUGGUUGUACGGAAAGUACAAAGGGACUUUGUUGAUGGUUGUGGCACAAGAUGGAAAUGGUAACAUUUUCCCGAUAGCAUUCGCAUUGGUUGAAGGAGAGACAAAGGAUGGUUGA